AGAGAGAGAGAGAGAGAGAGAGAGAGAUGGAAAACUGGAAUAAUUUGAUGCACCUGUUUGUGACGGUAUUUCUAUCGUAUUUCGCGUCGUUGUUGGUAAAUCCGACGAUUGCUGAUGUGACAAUGGAGUGUGUUUGCCCCGGAAAAGACGAGUGCUCCCUCGCCAUUUAUCUCACCGGCUUUCAGCAGGCGGUUGGAGGGUUAGGAGCUGUGGUUAUAAUGCCACUGAUUGGUAAUUUAUCGGAUUCGUAUGGUCGAAAAGUUUUGCUCACAAUCCCCCUGACAUUGUCAAUCAUUCCAUUUGGUAUAUACGUUUUCAAUUUGUUAUGUAUUUUACUUCACAGUUUAGAAAACAACAAAAUGGAAUUUCAAUUCAAAAUAACUUUGACUUCAAUGGUUAGCGAAGGCGGUGUCAUGUGCCUAUCCCUCAGUUAUCUGGCUGACAAUGUAUCUGAGGGAAAACGAGUUUCUGCGUUUGGACUGUUGGCCGGUGUAGUAUCUGUGGCCACUGUUUGUGGCACAAUAGCUGCUCGUUUACUUCCCACUCCGCAAAUUUUUCAGGUCUUUGUGGCAGCAGUUGCAUCUAUAGUUGCAACAGUAUACAUGAGAGCCUUUCUUGAGGACACAAUUCGACACGUUGAUGCUUUAGAGCAGCCGAUCCUUAAACCAGAUAUUGGAACCACUGAACAAUUGGACAAAACAAAUGUCAUUAAGAAAAUUCCAUUACCCAAAGAUAUAAUUCGAUUUCUUAAGAGCAGCGUUACUGUGUCACUAGCAUCGUUUGUUGCUUUUUUCAAUAGUCUUGCCGAGGCAGGAGUUCAGUCUUUCUUAAUGAAAAUGCAGUAUUACUUAAAGGCGCGAUUUCACUACCAGAAGGACCAAUUUGCAGAUAUAUGGCUCAUUACCUACAUUGGAGCAACCGUAUCAAACGUAUGCCAUAACAACACAUUUUCUAAUUUUCAUCGUUUUUCUUUUGUCACAUGUAUCGUUUAUUUGUUUAUGCUACUUUACAGCAUAGCCUGGACAUCUUGGGUGCCUUAUGCCUCUGCAUCGUUGGCUAUCUUUCUUUCACUAGCAAGUCCCAGUAUAAGAUGCAUUAUUUCAAAACAAGCCGGCCCCUACGAACAGGGGAUUGCUCAAGGAUGCAUAAUGGGAGUAUCGUCGUUUGCUAAUGUCAUCUCUCCAUUGAUUUAUAGUCCUCUCUCAGCUUUAUUUUUGUCGGAGGCAGCUCCGUUUAACUUCCCAGGAUUCAGUAUUCUGUGCGUUGGUCUCGCUUGGCUUGCGGGUUUCGUUCUGAGUGCAAUGAUCAAAAUAGUUCCCCUUUUGUCUAGACGCAGACCCAGCGACCACAUCUCCACGUUGGCCUAAUUCCAUGUUAAUAAUAACUUGUACAUACAUAAUACAGAAUAUAUAUGGUCUUUAUGUUUUUUUUUUUCUUUUAAAAAUUCCUAAGGAGGAAGCAUUCAGGCGUUUUAUCAAUGCUUCUGACCUUCUGGAGAGAAGUGAGAUACCUGUAAGUUGUAAAUUAUGAUUCCACUUCUACUUAUUGAUUGUAAAAAAAAAAAAAACAUGUAAUAUAUGAUGCAUUUCUUACCAACUCCAUUGUUCUAUAAGAUUUUUUCCGGUUUCAAUCGCAAAAUGUAACGCACAAUUUAAGUAUCAGAAGGCAAAAAAAAAAACAUUUUAUAAACGUUACACUGUUCAGAGAAAGACUGUUUACAAGAAACAUUUGACAAAGAAAAGGAGAAAAACA
Molecule: messenger RNA, 1752 nt
Organism: Erythranthe guttata (spotted monkey flower)
Lineage: Eukaryota; Viridiplantae; Streptophyta; Magnoliopsida; Lamiales; Phrymaceae
Source: RefSeq, a predicted model, not a curated record